AUUAUUUAAUUUAAUGAAUUUAUGAAUUUUAUUUUUAUCGAUUUUUUUUUUUGGGCGCAAUUAUCUUUUUUGUUUAUUUUCGUUCCUAAUUAGGUAAAUAUUUUUCACAACCCAUUACGAUUAUUGGUGAUGUUUGUUUUUAACUCUUGAUACUUUCACAAAACAUAGAAACAAGAAACAUGUAAAACUUGAUAGAAAUCACAAACUUUACAUCUUACGGAUAAAACUGAGUAGAUCAUCUUUUGAUAGUUGGAACAAACAUAGUGAUUGUGAACACAAUGGAUGAUACACUGAGUUCCAUACGGAGGAGUACCCCCAAUCCAGACAACUGGCAUAGAGACGAUCAAGAUAUUACUUUAAAUCAAGAAACACAACCUGGAAAGACUUUUAAUCAUGAUACAUCCAUCAACUCACUGAUACUAGAAUCAACUAUAAUUAACUCACAAGAAUACAGACAAGGAAUUGAUAAAGAAUUCAAUCAUAUAGCUAACAAUAUCAAUCGAACUAUUCAAGAAUUAGAUACGAUAUACGAUGUUAUUGGAUAUUCCAUGACUGAUAUCUCAUCUAAGAAAGCAGAAAUAUUUACUGUUAUUGAAGAUAGUAUAUUGAAUUUCACAUCUAGUCUUCAACGAGAGAAAUCAAACAUAGAAAAUGAAUGUGAGUGGUUAAGACAACAGAUUCGAAUCAUCUUAGCCAUGAUAAAUGAUAGUAAAGGAGAAAAGAGAUUAGCAUUGAUACAAAGAGGAUUAGUUUUCAAUAAUCCGGGACAAUAUGAAGAAGGAUAUAAAGAAGAGAUACUAAAGAAAUUAGGUCAAUUACAAAAUAAAAAGACCAGUUUCUAUGUGACUUCACCAUUUAACGUUUCAGGACUCAAUGACGACGACGAGGAUGAUACUUUGUCAUAUGAACAACAAUGUGAAUACAUGUUGAAGAAUAUUCCUCCUUUAUCAUUAUUACAAUUAAAAAGUAAAUUAAAUUUAAUAUUCCUUGAUAUAUUGAAAGCAUUUGUUAAUCUAUUUAAGAAAUUAAAUGAAUUGAAUAUUAAAUAUAUUGCAAAUAAAGAAUCCAUAGGUGAAUUUAGUACCUCUCCAAAUCACUUACCAUUACUUCAAUCAUUACCAUCAAAAGAAAAUGCAUUCCAACACUGUGAACUUAUAGAGAAUUUCGAAUUAAUACUAAAACGGUUAAAUCUUCUUAAAAGUACUCCCAACCCUAAAAUACCUAACAGAAAUGAUGACCAAGAAGCUUUCAUAAUAUCAAGUCCAAGAAAGGCGAAACUAGAAGCAAGUACGGAAACUAAGGAAGUGCCCAUGGAUGACAGUGAAAAUGGAAAUAUGAAUGCCUUAAGAGAUAUUAACUAUCAGAUGGUGCGAGCUAUCAGAAGCUUGAAAUUCACAAAGAUAACACCAGAGAUUCUAUCUAUAAUCCAACAAGAAAUUGAAGCUGGUAAUAAGGAAGUUGCUACCCGAUCUCAACAGAUUGUUGAACUCACUAAUAAAUGCUUCCAAUAUAUUCAAAUACUUCAUCUUACCGACGAUCAAUUAAUUCAAAUUCAAAAGAAUCACGAAAAAGUCCCUGAAACCAAAUCAAACGAAGGAUAUUUUGACCUAGAGACAUUAAGAUUGAUUCAAUCAGACCCAUGUCAAUUCGGAUUGAAUGAUGCCCAUAUUUUAUACUUUGAAAACUUUGUAAAAGCAUUGGAAAAGGUUAAAAUUGCCAAACAAAAGAAAUUCGACAACUAUGUUGAAUCAUGUCAAGUCUUAUGGAAUAAAUUAGGUGAAAGUGCUGACUAUGUUGAAGCAUUCUUAAGAGCUAAUAGUGUAUUGACUGAUAUAUCAUUAUUAAAUUUCAAGAUGGAGUUAAAUAAAUUAUUCCUAAAAAGAUCAGAGUUCAUUGAUAGUUUUAUUUCUGAUGCUAGAAUUGAAAUUGAAAUGCUUUGGGAUAAGAUGUUCUAUUCAAAGACCCAAAGAGUAGAAUUCAGAUUCUACAAUUAUGAUUCCAACGAUGAUACAUAUGAUAAAGAAAUGGUGUUAAAUGAACAUGAAGAAGAACUUCAGAAAUUGAAAUCUACUUAUAAAUCGAUGGAACCAAUUUUAUCGUAUUUUGAUGAAUUAAACGAACUCAUUCAAGAUAAAACUUUCUUAAAAGAAUCCUCAAUGGAUUCAUCAAGAUUGUUAAGUAAGAACUCGUGUAAGAUUUUGUUAAAUGAAGAAAAGAUAAGGAAAAAGAUCAAUAAGAACAUGCCUAGACUUAUUAAGAGCUUAAAGGAUGAAGUCAUUCUGUUUAAUAAUGUGGCAUUAGCUGAAGGUAAGAGACCUCUUCAAUUCAAUGGAGAAGACUUUUUUGAAAAGUUAUUACUUAUUGAAUCAGAACAAAGUCAAUCAGCUAGAAACUCACGAGUAGGAGGAGGUGUGACAAGAUCGGUCAGAUCUCCACCUAAGAAAACGGUUCAAUCGGCUAGAACUUCACCAUUGAAAUCAACCCGAUCACCAACAACUAUGUCUGCUAAAUACAGUAGUAUGCCUAGAGAAUUCACUGCACCAGGUAGUAGAAAGUCACCGUUAUCAUCUGGUUUAGAUCAUCAGCAUCCUAUUAGAAAAGCUGCGUUACCUAACAGAAAUAGAUCUGAGAGAACCUUCAACAAUCCUACUACCGUGAAAUUAACUAAUGCCAUCAAUACCAGUAUUAAUUCAUCAAUCUCAAGUGCAGACAGUCCACUCAGAAACUAUAGUAAUCAUAAUUACCACCCCAAAGCAUCUGGAUUCCAAAAUACUCAUCUUCAACCAUUAAGUGUACCAUUAGUAGCCACAUCUCCAAGACGUCCUGACAUUUAUGAAGAUGCUUUGGCUGAUUCAACCCACAGUAUCAAUUUAUCCAAUAUCUCUAAAGGUUCACCUUUGAAAACUAGCAUGGGAGUUGCCAAUUCAUCUAAUAUUCUCCCAUAUAAGGCCAACUUUUCACCACUCAAUCGUGUCAUACCAGAAAUGAAAGAAAAUGAUUCAUCGCCAUAUGAUUUCUCACCAGUAAGUAUUCAAAAUAAAACCCGAUUUUUCAGUGGCGGCAAUACUGAAACUAAUAGUACUUCAACCCUUCAUCCCAACAAUAGGAGGAUAAGUAUUGCUACUUGCGAUACUUCGACUUUCAUAGGUGAUGAUUAUCAAACAUGGAGAGAUGAAAAGAUAAAACAAAUAAAUACGUUAGAUUAAUGACUUUUAAUUCUUUAUAUAUUUGUAUAUGUAUUGUAUUAUUAA
Scheffersomyces coipomensis is the source of this 3251-nucleotide messenger RNA. It is a transcript of the gene ASE1, whose product is annotated as Ase1p. The record is from RefSeq and is a predicted model, not a curated record. The coding region runs from base 279 to 3206 and encodes 975 amino acids. Gene Ontology annotation, biological process: mitotic spindle midzone assembly; microtubule cytoskeleton organization. Gene Ontology annotation, cellular component: mitotic spindle midzone; cytoplasm; spindle. Lineage: Eukaryota; Fungi; Ascomycota; Pichiomycetes; Serinales; Debaryomycetaceae. Gene Ontology annotation, molecular function: microtubule binding. The transcript has a single exon.